This is a messenger RNA of Alternaria alternata, 232 nucleotides long. RefSeq names its product ribosomal protein S14. Gene Ontology annotation, cellular component: cytosolic small ribosomal subunit; ribosome. Gene Ontology annotation, molecular function: structural constituent of ribosome; zinc ion binding. The transcript is spliced from 3 exons. Gene Ontology annotation, biological process: translation. NCBI's taxonomy places the organism in Eukaryota, Fungi, Ascomycota, Dothideomycetes, Pleosporales, Pleosporaceae. Bases 39 to 209 code for a protein of 56 amino acids. The record is from RefSeq and is a predicted model, not a curated record.
CAAACGACAACCCCCGUCAAAACCCUCAACCACACAUCAUGUCUCACGAGUCGGUCUGGUACUCCCGCCCUAGGACUUACGGCAAGGGCUCCCGCGAGUGCCGCGUCUGCACCCACCCCGCUGGUCUGAUCCGCAAGUACGGCCUCAACAUCUGCCGUCAGUGCUUCCGUGAGAAGAGCUCCGACAUUGGCUUCGUCAAGCACCGUUAAAUCCUUCAUUUUCGAACGGCAGG